AUGAUUUCAACAUAUGCUGAAAAUCAAACAUUUGUUACGGAGUUUAUAUUCUUGGGAUAUAUGAAUAUUAAAAAAGGGAAGAUUUUCCUCUUCCUCCUUUUUCUUAUUAUGUAUAUUAUUUGUUUAGUGGGGAACUCACUCAUGAUCAUUGUAGUUGUGCUAAAUCAAUCUCUCCACAGUCCCAUGUAUUUCUUUCUUGGCAAUCUCUCAUUGUUAGAUAUAUGCUACAUCUCUGUGACUGUGCCCAAAAUGUUAGCAGAUCUCUGGGUGGAAACUCCACGCAUUUCCUUGAUGGGCUGUGCUGCACAAUUAUAUUUUCUGAUAGCAUUGGUAGGCACUGAGGGAUUCAUCUUAGCCUCCAUGGCUCUAGACCGUUAUUUUGCUAUAUGUUGUCCAUUGCGGUAUACUAGAUUCAUGAAUAAACAUAUCUGUCUGCAGCUAGCUGGGAUUUCCUGGGCUUGUGGCUUUCUUAAUGCUUGUCUUCAUACUGUAUUCACAUUCCGUCUGUCCUUUUGCCAGUCAAAUGGAAUUAAUCACUUUUUCUGUGAUAUUCCUCCGUUGCUAAGUAUCUCAUGCUCUGACACAUCAAUCAAUGAACUUGCGUUGUACACUUUGGGUGUUUUCAUUGGGCUUAGCCCGUUCUUCUUUACGUUAGUUUCUUAUGCUUUCAUCCUUCAUGCCAUUUUGAGCAACCAACAGAAAAGACACCUUCACAAAACCAUUUCUACUUGCGCAUCACACCUCACCAUUGUGAUUCUCUUCUAUGGUUCCAGCAUUUUUACAUAUAUUCGACCUAUUUCCAGCUACUCAUUGGAAAAAGACCAACUUGUGGGAAUUCUAUAUAGUAUCUUAACACCAACUCUCAACCCAAUCAUCUAUAGUUUACGGAAUAAGGAAGUGAAAAUGUCAAAAAUAUAUCUUCAGGUUUAUUUU
Molecule: messenger RNA, 933 nt
Organism: Pantherophis guttatus
Lineage: Eukaryota; Metazoa; Chordata; Lepidosauria; Squamata; Colubridae
Product: olfactory receptor 5V1-like
Biological process (GO): G protein-coupled receptor signaling pathway
Cellular component (GO): membrane
Molecular function (GO): olfactory receptor activity; G protein-coupled receptor activity
Source: RefSeq, a predicted model, not a curated record